Diachasmimorpha longicaudata is the source of this 887-nucleotide messenger RNA. Its product is annotated as histidine-rich glycoprotein-like. The coding region runs from base 1 to 756 and encodes 251 amino acids. The record is from RefSeq and is a predicted model, not a curated record. The transcript has a single exon. NCBI's taxonomy places the organism in Eukaryota, Metazoa, Arthropoda, Insecta, Hymenoptera, Braconidae.
AUGAUUUACGUAAAAGGGCCGCGUCAGAAGAUCGGAUUGAUCCUGCUGUCCAGCCUUCUGCUGGUGAUUACAGCACGAGAGCUACCAGGGUACGAGACAGGGGAUCUACAAGCAGCUGCUACACACCAUCACAAGGGCCACUCACACGAAAAGGGCGGUGGGUCUGAGGAGCAUCAUCACCACCAUCACCACAGCAGCGAGGAAGAGGACAAGGGCUACGAGGGCCAUCACGAGCACAAGAAGGGAAACAAAGGUCAUCACGACCACGACGAUCAUCAUGGGCAUUAUGAGGAGGAGGAGGGCCACAAGGGCCAUCACCAUCACGGCGAGGGAUACCAUGAGCAUCAUCACAAAGGUGAUUCCGGUGAGAAGGGCCACAAGUUUCAUGAGAAAGGGCACUUUGGCAAGGGCCACAGCACUCAUGGACAUCACGAGGUGAAGAAACUCGAUGAGUUCAAGAAGGAUAAGGAGUUCCAUGAGGAGCAUCACGAUCAUGGAAGCCACGAGCAUCACGGCGGGGAUCAUCAUGAACAUCAUCACGAGGAAGGUGGACAUCAUAAGAAGGGCCACAAGCAUCAUGGAGGGCAUGAGCAUCAUCAUGGAAAGAAGGGACAUCACAAGAAGGGACAUCAUCACAAGGGGCAUGAGGGACACAAGGGGGAGAAGGGACAUGAGGAUCAUCAUCAUCAUCAUCAUAAGCAUGGGAAGAAGGGGGGACACGAGGAUCACAAAAAAUGGUCCCAUAAAAAGGGAUAAAUCACUGUCGCGCUGAUACCACCAGCUGAUCUUGCUUUUACGUCAUCAUUCAAGGACAUUUGUUGUUAAAUUUUAUUCCUGAUGUUACGAAGGUGUGAAAUAAUGUAGUAAAUAAAAUUUGUGGAACUCGG